AUGGAAAUGGUUGAACCACCGCUACUUCGCCAGCUAGUCGCUAUGGCCCCGGCUGUUGGCGGAAGAACACUCCAAUGGAUGCAAUUAGACUUUCCGAUAGAUGCAUCCGCGGUAUCGGAUGUGCAUUUGUCCGAUCCAGAUCUUUCCGACAGUGUAGUAGUCGAUGGACUCGGAACAUGGCUGAAUCUUGACUUCGAUGAGUACACGCCUCCUGAUCUCAAUAAAACUUUAUCGGGGAACUAUGUACCGCAGGGAACAUGCAAGAUCAGUCCGUUGGAUAGCAAGCUAUACUGUUUUGCUCGCGUAUUUGAGUCCACACCGACAUCGAACACCGGAUGCUGUGCGGACACUAUGCGCAGCUUCGACAAGGUAACAGGCGAGCAAGAUAGCAUCGACAUGAAGACAAGUGUGCAGGUCGCUCUCAAGGCUGACGGAAUAGCGGGUUGGGAAACAGCUUAUCCUUCUCACACCUUCGAUCUGAUGGAGAAGGAUGGGAAGAUGUAUGCACUGUCAGUUGUCCGGUUCAACAGUACAUACAUGUUGGAUUGCUCUUCAGAUGCGAUUGUAGCGGUGGGGUUGAAUGAUGGGUAUAAUGCUUCUGUACUUAAAUCUGGCAAUGGUCUUCAGAGUUUAGUUAUGUAUCGGGAUAUAGGCACCUUCGACGACAAUGCAACCACAACCAAAAUACAAUUCGUACAAACUGAAGAUAUAGAAUUCGACCGAGCUAUGGUAAAUACAACUCAAAAUGAGCAGUGGCAUGAGAAUGGCAUCGAGAGCUUUGUCACGGCGAACGGCGCGCAUCUGCUGGCCUUCACACACCGCUGGAUGGCGGAGGUGGUGGUAAUCUCAAAUCCGUGGUUCACUGCGGGUGAUACCGAGAUCCUGCAACGAUUUGGCACUCCUGGUAUCUUCGAUAAGAAUGGUACACAGAUAGGAAUACAUUUCUUCGGUGUCGAUGCUGUCAAUGAUGGACCCUUCUAUUCCGGUCUACACAAUGUAUUUUAUCACCGAUACGCAGAUGGGAGAGAAACAUUGACCACAUUGGUGAACCAACAGGGCAAGACGGGAAAAUCCGCGGUAUACGAGUUUGGACUUAAUUCCACACAGUCGUCGGCAACCACUACCUUCCCCACAUCAUACUCGCGCACAAACUUACCUUACCAUGCUAACGCGAUGGGAGGAGGACGUCCUCUUGGCGACGGUGUCUUUAUAGCAGCAUCUGGGAUGUCGACAGACUUUGAAUCGCCCACAGGAACUCACUUGCCCGGGGGAUUCGCAAUUGUAGCUGCAGAUUGUCAUUGCACUGGUGACCAGUGCUCGUCCACUCACACCAAUAAUGCUGGAGAGUAUGCAAUGUGGGCGUAUACCGCCAACACGUCACCAGUUGCGGCAUUUUACGAUCCGUUCAUCUUUAUUGAAGUGUAGCUGCUUUAUUGUUGGAUAUCAUUAAGAUUCAAGCGAGCUAUUAGUCUCUGGGUUUUGGC
Sphaeroforma arctica JP610 is the source of this 1484-nucleotide messenger RNA. RefSeq lists its product as hypothetical. The transcript has a single exon. NCBI's taxonomy places the organism in Eukaryota, Ichthyosporea, Ichthyophonida. The record is from RefSeq and is a predicted model, not a curated record. The coding region runs from base 1 to 1425 and encodes 474 amino acids.